AUGGGGGUGAAGGCGCGUGCCCUGCCCCGCGGCUCGCGGCGCUUCGCGGCCGGCUCCUCCGCGCUGCAGCUGUGGCGCCCGCGGAACCAGCUCCCUCCACCUGCUCUUCAGCUCUUUUUCCACGUUGGAAAAGAACCUCUGGGGUUUUGUACCGAAGCUGUUCAUAUGGAAAGUCUAGAGUUAAUUGGAGAAAUAAUCCUGUGCGUGAUUUUUCUUCACGUUGGUGCACAGGGCUGUGACACCUGGGUGGCAGCUGAGCUGGCGCUCGAGCUGCGCCUGUGGCUCUUCUUCUUCGCCCUGCGGACGUGGAGAGCCCUUCCAGCUGCCGGGGCGCAGCGAGGGGACGUGGUCCCCGCGGGGAGGCGCAGGCGCUGGUGUGCGGGUGCCCUGCGCGGCCCUGGUGCUGCGCGAGGGGAACGCGGCCGCGACGCGAAGGGGCUGCGAGGCCUCCUGUGCGGAAUGCCUGGAGGAGCCGGGCAGGAGGCGACAACCGGGGGAAUGCGGGUGAACAAGAAGAAAAUCCCGAAGGCGCAAGGGACGUUUGAUGGGGAAGAAAAUGCUGUAUUAUAUCAGAACUAUAAAGAAAAAGCUCUGGAUAUAGACUCUGAUGAGGAGCCUGAGCCCCAAGAGCAGAAAUUGGAUGAAAAGGUUGUCAUUCACUAUAAGCCCUUGAGGUCAACAUGGAGUCAGCUGUCUGUUGUAAAGAAGAACGGAUUAUCAGAAGCUAUCAGCCUGGAAGAAAGGAAGAGACAGGAGGCUAUUUUUGAAGUAAUAUCUUCUGAACAUUCAUAUUUACUGAGCCUGGAGAUCCUGAUCCGGAUGUUCAAAAAUUCCAAAGAACUGAGCCUCACCAUGACCAAAACGGAGAGCCACCACCUUUUCUCCAACAUUGCAGAUGUUUAUGAAGCAAGCAAAAAAUUCUUUAAAGAACUUGAAGCAAAACAUCAGAACAACAUCUUCAUUGAUGAUAUUAGUGAUAUAGUGGGAAAGCAUGCUGCUUCAACGUUUGACCCAUACGUAAAAUAUUGCACUAAUGAAGUCUAUCAGCAGCGAACACUACAGAAAUUACUAGCUACAAAUCCUGCAUUUAAAGAGGUGCUGUCACGGAUUGAGUCCCAUGAAGACUGCAGGAAUUUACCUAUGAUCUCUUUCCUCAUACUCCCAAUGCAGAGAGUUACUCGUCUUCCGUUAUUGAUGGAUACUAUUUGCCAGAAAACGCCUAAAGACUCACCAAAAUAUGAGAGCUGCAAGCAAGCUCUGAAAGAAGUGAGUAAGAGGCGGCAGGUGCUUGGUGCUCACUCGGCCCAGGCGGGAUGGCCUGUCCGGCCGCACGCGCUGCGCUCGGGAGCCCUCACCGGAGCGCUGGGAAUAGCAGCAGCCUCGUUUCUCCGCAUCGUUAGCGACGAGAGCUACACGGUGACCGACUACUCGCUGAGGGAGCAGCUGGCGGUGGCGCCGGACGAGGGCGACGAGCCGGGCGCCUCCCCGGCCAAGGCGCCGGCCUCGCGCCACGGCCCCUUCCGCCUGGCGCUCAGCAGCCACGCGGGCGAGCGGGCGCACAUGCUCCUGGGCGCCGACACUCCGAGCGAGCGAGCGCGCUGGAUCGCGGUGCUGGGCAAGGGCCGGGAGCUGCACGAGACCGACCGGACAACUCUGACUCAGGUGGAGAUCGUCAGGACUUACACCGCAAAGCAGGCGGAUGAGCUCUCGCUCCAGGUUGCUGAUGUCGUUCUGGUUUAUCAACAAGUAAACGAUGGUUGGUAUGAAGGGCAGCGGCUGCGGGACGGCGAGCGAGGCUGGUUCCCAAUGGAAUGUGCCAAGGAGAUCACCUGCCGUGCCACCCUCGACAAAAACAUGGAGCGGAUGGGACGGCUACUUGGACUUGAGACGAACGUUUAG
Tinamus guttatus (white-throated tinamou) is the source of this 1899-nucleotide messenger RNA. Lineage: Eukaryota; Metazoa; Chordata; Aves; Tinamiformes; Tinamidae. The record is from RefSeq and is a predicted model, not a curated record.